CCUUUUUUUCUUUUCCAGUUGAACCCAAAGAUGGGUUCUUGUUUCUGGGUUUGUUUUGUUUUUUUGAGCUUUAGCUUGAGUUUUGUACGUUCACAAACUGCAAAUGCAACUAUUGAAGGAACUGUUUUUAUUGAUGGGAAAACUCCCAUUGGUACUACAGAUGAAGAUUUCAUUUGUGCUACUUUGGAUUGGUGGCCCCCCGAAAAAUGUGAUUACGGUUCAUGCAGUUGGGGUCAUGCUGGUCUUCUCAAUCUGGAUCUUAGUAGAAAUAUAUUCUUGAAUGCCGUAAAAGCCUUUUCACCAUUGAAAAUCAGAUUGGGCGGCACGUUACAAGACAAAGUCAUAUAUGAAACAGAUGACAAUCAACAACCAUGCACUUCGUUUGUCAAAAACACGUCUGAGAUGUUUGGUUUUACACAAGGAUGUUUACCUAUGAACAGAUGGGAUGAACUCAAUUCCUUCUUUCAGAAAGCAGGGGCUAAGGUUAUUUUCGGAUUAAAUGCUCUUGCCGGUAGAAAAAUAGAUUCGAACGGUGAAGCCGUAGGAGCUUGGAACUACAACAAUGCCGAAUCUUUUAUUCGAUACACCGUUGGGAAGAACUAUACCAUUCAUGGUUGGGAGUUAGGAAAUGAAUUGUGCGGGAGCGGGGUCGGAACUCGGGUCUCGGCAAACCAGUAUGCAGCCGACACCACUGCUCUCCGAAGCGUAGUGCAGAGUGUAUACAAGAAUGUCGAUUUGAAGCCGUUGAUCAUUGCACCGGGCGGGUUCUAUGAUUCGGAUUGGUUCAAAGAAUACAUAAACAAGACAACUGAAUCCUUAGAUGUUGUCACUCACCACAUAUACAACCUUGGACCAGGAGUUGAUGACCAUCUUGUCGAAAAGAUUCUUGAUCCUUCCGUUCUCGAUGGUGAGUCUGGAACAUUCAGUGGCCUCCAUAACAUCAUCAAGAGUUCUUCGACUUCAGCCGUUGCCUGGGUGGGUGAGGCUGGAGGAGCUUACAACAGUGGCCAUAAUCUUGUUACAAAUUCAUUUGUGUUCAGUUUCUGGUACUUAGAUCAGCUCGGCAUGGCAUCAAAGUACGAUACGAAAACGUAUUGCAGACAAUCACUGGUUGGUGGGAAUUAUGGUUUACUAAACACCACCAACUUUGAACCAAAUCCAGACUACUACAGCGCUCUUCUUUGGCACCGGCUAAUGGGAAGAAAUGUUCUCUCGACAAGCUUCACCGGGGCUGACAAGAUUCGCUCGUACACUCACUGUGCGAAACAAUCAAAAGGCAUCACACUACUAUUGAUCAACCUAGACAAUAGCACUACAGUUCAGGCAAAGCCAGCGUUCAACGGCACAAUGACCUUGCGACGCAAGCACCGGUCACGAACAUCGCACCAUAAGCACAAAAUCCAUAAAACAUCCAUCAUGAAGCUGCCUAAAGGCCCCGAUACCAAAAUAAGAAGAGAGGAAUAUCAUCUAACAGCAAAAGACGGAAAUUUACAUAGUCAAACCAUGCUACUCAAUGGAAACAUUUUAAGUGUAAAUUCUUCGGGGAUGAUACCUCCAUUGGAGCCUGUACAUGUAAAUUCGGCAAAGCCGAUAACGGUUGGUCCUUUAUCCAUUGUGUUCGCUCACAUGCCUGAUGUUACGGUCGCUGCUUGCAGGGUACAACCGUAGAGGGAACUAAAAUCGGUUCCUUUUAGUGAUUCAUUGUUCGAAUAAGAAAUAUAACAUAUUACAAAUAUUUCAUUAUUUUUCUGCAUAGUGAAGAAUAUAAUGCAACAUACCUUUUUCCCC
This is a messenger RNA of Hibiscus syriacus, 1788 nucleotides long. RefSeq names its product heparanase-like protein 3. The transcript is spliced from 9 exons. Lineage: Eukaryota; Viridiplantae; Streptophyta; Magnoliopsida; Malvales; Malvaceae. The coding region runs from base 31 to 1668 and encodes 545 amino acids. Gene Ontology annotation, cellular component: membrane; plant-type cell wall. Gene Ontology annotation, molecular function: beta-glucuronidase activity. The record is from RefSeq and is a predicted model, not a curated record.